Messenger RNA from Salarias fasciatus (jewelled blenny), 17267 nucleotides. RefSeq names its product midasin AAA ATPase 1 (gene mdn1). Gene Ontology annotation, cellular component: preribosome, large subunit precursor; nucleus. Gene Ontology annotation, biological process: ribosomal large subunit assembly; ribosomal large subunit export from nucleus. Gene Ontology annotation, molecular function: ATP binding; ATP hydrolysis activity. NCBI's taxonomy places the organism in Eukaryota, Metazoa, Chordata, Actinopteri, Blenniiformes, Blenniidae. The record is from RefSeq and is a predicted model, not a curated record.
AUGGAGAACCUGGAAGUCAGCCUGUCGUCUCUCGGCACCAUUUCCAGACAUGUGGACCGGAACCACCACCAGCUGGGCCAGUACCUGUCCAAGCAGAUCUGGAGCCACCAGGACCGCCAGUGCAUCCUGGACUGCCUGGCCCAACUGCUGCUGGAGAAGGAUCACACCCUGCUGAUCGCCCGACACCUCCGGCCGCUCGUCCUCGACCUGCUGGAGCGCAACGCCGAGCGGGUGAAGGCGGGCGGCCGCAUCAACCACGACCUGCACGAGCGCCUGUGUGUGGCCCUGAGCAGGCUGCUGGGCGUCAGCCCCGACGCGCCGGCGUUUGCCGCCCGGUACUUCAGCGGGGCCCCCCCGGUCUUCCAGAGGCUGUUCUUCACCAGCGAGGAGUCGGCGGCCGUGCAGUACGGCCCCCGCAGGAUGAAGCUGCGGGACCUGAUGGGCGCCACGCUGCGCUUCCUGCACAGCGACUGCGCCAAGUUCCGGAUGCUGUGGGACUGGAGUCCCUGCGUGUCCCAGCUGCUGACCAGCGACGUCAUGGUGCGAGGCUACACGGCUCACUGCCUCGCUCUGGUCUCUCAUAUGACGGACAAUCAGAAGACCAUCUUCCUCAGGAAGGUUCUGGCAAACGAGGAAAUCCUGCACAUGAAAAUCCGGGCCCUGGAGGAAACCCAGCAGCUGGAGGUGGAGAAAGCUCUGGUUCUGGCCAAUCAGGGCUCGGUAAUGUGGCGCCAGGAGAAACCCAACAAGUUCACCCGAGGACAGGUGGUGUCGGAGGACCUGUCCCCCAACGUGGUGGCCGUGUGCGGAGUGGUUCUGCCCCGGAUCGUCCCCAGAACCUCGGAUCAGCCCCCCCUGAAGGACCUGGUGCUGGUGGAGUCCACCAGCAGGAACCUGCGCCGCCUGGCCCUGGCCGUGGCGUCCCAGAAGCCCGUGCUGCUGGAGGGUCCGAUCGGCUGUGGGAAGACGGCGCUGGUGGAGUUCAUGGCCGCCAUCACCGGCCACACCAAGGCCUCCGAGAUGAUCAAGGUCCAGCUGGGUGAUCAGACCGACAGCAAGAUGCUGUUGGGGAUGUACCGCUGCACCGACAUCCCGGGGAAGUUUGUGUGGCAGGCUGGAGCGCUGACGCAGGCCGUGUCCAGAGGCCAGUGGAUCCUCCUGGAGGACAUCGACCACGCCCCUCUGGACGUGGUCUCUGUGCUGCUGCCUCUGAUGGAGAACAGGAAGCUGAUGAUUCCGGGACGGGAGGACUGCAUCGACGUCGCUCCCGGAUUCCAGUUCUUCGCCACUCGACGGACGUUUUACAGCGGGGGGAGCUGGCACAGACCGCAGAACUCCCACGCUGCACUGCUGGACAAGUACUGGACCAAACUCCAGAUGUUCAACAUGAGCAGAGACGAGCUGAAGAAGGUUCUGGUCAGCAGGUUCUCCAGCCUGGCGCUGGUGUCGGACCGCCUGCUGGAUAUCUACUGUCAGCUGACCGGGGAGAACCACUCCGACCCGGAACCCAGCAGCCGGCAGAACCCCGAGAACCCCGAGGACAGGAGCUCCGUUCUGGAGGGCCGGUCGCUGUCGCUGCGGGACCUCCUGAAGUGGUGCGACCGGAUCAGCGUGAACUUCGACGGGUCCUCGUCGGCCACGGCGCAGAACGUCUUCCAGGAGGCGCUGGACUGCUUCACAGCCAUGCUGUCCCGCUCGGAGAGUCGGCUCCGCAUGGCCGAGAUCAUCGGCAGCAAACUCAACAUCUCCAGAGAGAAGGCGCACCACCUGUGCCGGCUGUACCACCCCGCGGUGAGAGUGUGUGAUCUGGAGGUGUGUGUGGGCCGAGUGACGCUGCCCCGCAAGCAGACCGAAGCCGUGCAGCUGAGUGUCUCCCAGCAGACCUUCGCCGCCACCCGGCCGUCCUCGGUGCUGCUGGAGCAGCUGGCAGUGUGUGUGGCUAGAGGAGAGUCGGUGCUGCUGGUGGGAGAGACGGGGACGGGCAAGACCUCCACCGUGCAGCACCUGGCCGGGAUCACAGGACACCGGCUGAAGGUGGUGAACAUGAACCAGCAGAGCGACACUGCCGACCUGCUGGGAGGCUACAAGCCGGUGGAGCACCGCCAGCUGCUGCUGCCGCUGCGCGAGGCGUUCGAGGACCUGUUCUCCCAGACGUACUCCCGGCGGCAGAACCUGACCUUCCUGGGCCACGUCCAGACCUGCUUCAGGGGCAAGCGCUGGCAGGACCUGCUCACCCUGAUGGACCACGUCUGCAAGUCCGCACUGAGGGCCGAGCUGCAGGACCACAGCAACGCGGCUGUGCUGCAGGAGCAGUGGGAGCUUUUAGCCUCCAGACUGAGUCAGACUCAGCAGCAGAUCCGAGCCUGCGAGGCGGCCAUGGUCUUCUCCUUUGUGGAGGGGGCGCUGGCUCAGGCUCUGAAGAAAGGCCAGUGGAUCCUGCUGGAUGAGAUCAACCUGGCGGCUGCAGAGACUCUGGAGUGUCUGAGCGGACUGCUGGAGGGCAGCGAGGGCUCGCUGGUGCUGCUGGACCGAGGGGACACUGAGCCUCUGGUUCGACAUCCGGACUUCCGCCUGUUUGCCUGCAUGAACCCGGCCACCGACGUGGGGAAGAGGAACCUUCCUCUGGGCCUCAGGAACCGGUUCACCGAGCUGUACGUGGAGGAGCUGGAGAACGAGGCCGACCUGCGGGUCCUGGUCUCAGACUACCUGAGGACUCUGAACCCCCCCAAGAGCGUGGUCUCUGGGAUCAUCAGCUUCUACCUGGCGGUCCGGAAGGAGGCCCAGGCCCACCUGGUGGACGGGACGGGCCACAGGCCCCACUACAGCCUGCGGACCCUGUGCAGGGCGCUGCGCUUCGUGGCGGCCGACCCCUGCCACGGCCUGCAGCGCUCACUCUACGAGGGGUUCUGCCUGAGCUUCCUCACCCAGCUGGACCGGAGCUCCCACCCCCUGGUCCAGAAGCUGGUCUGCCAGCACAUCCUGAUGGGAAACCUCAAGUGUCUGAAACAGCCCAUCCCGGCCCCCCCGGCCCGGCGCUGUGUGGAGAUGGAGGGUUACUGGGUGUCCCAGGGCGAGCUGGAGCCGGCCGUGGACCCCAGCUACAUCCUCACCGCCUCCGUCAAGCUCAACCUGCGGGACCUGGUCCGGGUGGUGUCGGCCGGGACUCACCCGGUCCUGAUCCAGGGCGAGACGUCCGUGGGGAAGACCAGCCUGAUCCGCUGGCUGGCCGCCGCCACGGGGAACCAGUGCGUGAGGAUCAACAACCACGAGCACACCGACAUCCAGGAGUACAUCGGCUGCUACUCGUCCGACGACCGCGGGAAGCUGGUCUUCAAAGAGGGCGUCCUGAUCGACGCCAUGAGGAAAGGCUACUGGGUGGUGCUGGACGAGCUGAACCUGGCGCCCACCGACGUGCUGGAGGCGCUCAACCGCCUGCUGGACGACAACCGCGAGCUGCUGGUGGCCGAGACGCAGGAGGUCAUCAAGGCCCACCCCCGGUUCAUGCUGUUCGCCACCCAGAACCCGCCGGGGCACUACGGCGGCAGGAAGGUUCUCUCCAGAGCGUUCAGGAACCGCUUCGUGGAGCUGCACUUCGACGAGCUGCCCAGCGCGGAGCUGGAGACCAUCCUCCACCAGCGCUGCAGCCUGCCUCCGUCCUACUGCACCAAGCUGGUCCGGGUCAUGCAGGACCUGCAGUCCCUCCGCCGAGGCUCGUCCGUGUUCGCGGGGAAGCAGGGCUUCAUCACGCUCAGAGACCUGUUCCGCUGGGCGGACCGCUACCGGCUGCAGGAGCAGACCGAGGCCUCUCAGGACUGGCUGCAGCAUUUAGCAGACGACGGGUACAUGCUGCUGGCCGGACGCGUGAGGAAGCCGGAGGAGGAAGCCACCAUCGCCCACAUCCUGGAGAAGCACUUCAAGAGGACGGUGAACCCGGAGAGCCUGUUCUGCCAGAAGCAGGUCACCAGCCAGUUCAGUCCCUUCAUCGACAGCAUCGCCGGAGUCCCGGAGGAGUUUCGCCACGUGGUCUGGACCCACGGCAUGAGGCGCCUGGCCGUGCUGGUGGGGCGAGCGCUGCGGUUUGGCGAGUCUGUCCUGCUCGUGGGAGACACUGGGUGUGGGAAGACGACCAUCUGCCAGCUGUUUGCUGCUUUGGCCGGACAGAAGUUCUUCUCCGUCAACUGUCACCUGCACAUGGAGACGUCCGACUUCCUGGGAGGCCUGAGGCCCGUCAGACACACUCACCAGACGGACGGCGAGGACAGCAGGCUGUUUCAGUGGCACGACGGGCCCUUGGUGCUGGCCAUGAAGGAGGGCGGAGUCUUCCUCAUGGACGAGAUUUCUCUGGCAGACGAUUCGGUGCUGGAGAGACUCAACAGUGUUCUGGAGACGGAGAAGUCCCUGGUGCUGGCAGAGAAAGGUAGCGGGGACAACGACGACGUGGAGCUGAUCCGAGCGGCGGCAGGUUUCCGGCUGGUCGCCACCAUGAACCCCGGAGGAGACUUUGGGAAGAAGGAGCUGUCUCCGGCCCUCAGGAACCGCUUCACAGAGAUCUGGUGUCCUCAGAGCAACAGCCGCGCCGACCUGGUUCAGAUCGUCCAGCACAACCUGCGGCCCGGCCUCUCGCUCGACGGCGGAGACGUGGCGGAGCUGAUGCUGGACUUCAUCGACUGGCUGACCCGGCAGGACUUCGGCCGCCGCUGCAUCCUGAGCGUCCGAGACAUCCUGUCCUGGGUCAACUUCCUGAACGCGGUGUGCGAGCGGGACGAGGACGGCUUCAUGACCAUGGGGUCCCUAGAGGACGAGGAGGAGGAGUGGGACCUCCGGCUGGACACGGUCACCGCCUUCAUCCACGCCGCCUGCCUGGUCUACGUGGACGGGAUCGGAUCGGGAACCACGGCGGCCUGCGCGGACGGCGCCCUGCGGGCUCGCCGCCUCUGCCUGGGCUUCCUGCAGCAGCGGCUCAGCAGCAUGACCCGCCUGGACCAGGACAUGCUGGACGCUCUGAGGGUGUACGACAGCGGCCUGCCCCGGGAGCCGCAGUGGGGGGACGGCUUCUUCGGCAUCGACCCCUUCUACAUCGCGCUCGGUCCCCAGACGGAGAGCCGCAGCCUGCCCGAGUACGCCGUGGCGGCCGGCACCACCGCCAUGAACGCCCAGCGCCUGCUGCGGGCGCUGAAGCUGCAGCGGCCGGUGCUGCUGGAGGGCUCGCCCGGCGUGGGGAAGACCAGCCUGGUGGCGGCGCUGGCCAAGGCGUCGGGACACCACCUGGUCCGGAUCAACCUGUCGGAGCAGACGGACGUCACCGACCUGUUCGGGACCGACCUCCCGGUGGAGGGGGGGAAGGGCGGAGAGUUCGCGUGGCGGGACGGCCCCCUGCUGGCGGCUCUGAAGGCGGGGCACUGGGUGGUGCUGGAUGAGCUGAACCUGGCCUCGCAGUCCGUCCUGGAGGGGCUCAACGCCUGCUUCGACCACCGCGCCGAGAUCUUCAUCCCCGAACUGGGCAUGAGCUUCCAGGUCCAGCAGGACAAGACCAAGAUCUUCGGCUGCCAGAACCCCUUCACUCAGGGAGGGGGCCGCAAAGGCCUCCCCAAGUCCUUCCUCAACAGGUUCACUCAGGUGUUUGUGGACCAGCUCACCACCAAGGACAUGGAGUUCAUCGGAGAAUCCAUUUUUCCCAACAUCGAUAAGGAGAUCGUGGCCAAGAUGGUGGAGUUCAGCAACAAGCUGGUCCAGGAGGUGUGUGUGGAGAGGCGCUGGGGGCAGAAGGGCAGCCCCUGGGAGUUCAACCUGCGGGACCUGUUCCGCUGGUGCCAGCUGAUGCAGGCCGACCAGUCUCCGGGGUUCUUCAACCCGGGCCAACACGUGGCCCUGGUCUACGCAGACCGGAUGAGGACGGAGGCCGACAAGGCUCAGGUGCUGUGUGUGUUCCGGACGGUGUUUGGAGAAGACUUCGAGCCGUACUGUGGCUCCAGGCAGUUCCACAUCACUCCCCUCAACCUGCAGGUGGGCUUCUCCGUGCUGCAUCGCAGCGGGGGCGCUCCCGUAGCCCUGGACCCGCCGCUGUCCAUCACGCACCAGGCGCUGAGGCCUCUGGAGUCCCUGAUGAAGUGUGUGGAGAUGGGCUGGAUGACGGUCCUGGUGGGCCCGGCGGCCAGCGGGAAGACCAGCCUGGUGAGGCUGCUGGCCCUGCUGACGGGACACCGCCUCAGGGUCAUGGCCAUGAACAGCGCCAUGGACACCACCGAGCUGCUGGGGGGCUUCGAGCAGGUGGACAUCAUGCGGCCCUGGCAGCAGGUCCUGGAGAGCGUGGACUACAUCGUUGCCAUGGUGAUCCGGCGGGGCCUGAUGUCUCUGGACGUGGGGAUCCAGGACACGGAGUUCCUGCUGCAGACCUGGGGCCUGUUCUGCCGCUGGCUGCAGGAGGAGGGCCUGCAGCGGACCGGCGCCACCAUCAACGCCGAGGCCCUCAACAAGCUGGAGGUCAUCAUCCUGCUGCUGCAGAAGCUCAACACCAAGCUCAAGGUCUUCACCGACAUGUCCAAGCUGCAGACGGACUUCACCCUGCUGAAGGAGCGCCUGGCCCAGCUGGAGGACGGCUGGACCAACGGGGGCUUCGAGUGGCUGGACGGCAUGCUGGUGCAGGCCCUGCAGGCCGGAGACUGGCUGCUCAUGGACAACGUCAACUUCUGCAGCGCCUCCGUCCUGGACCGCCUGAACGCCCUGCUGGAGCCUGGCGGGUCGCUCACCAUCAACGAGCGCGGCGUGAUCGACGGGAAGACCCCCAGGAUCAGCCCGCACCCCAACUUCAGGUUGUUCCUGACCAUGGACCCGGCGCACGGGGAGCUCUCCAGGGCCAUGAGUAACAGAGGGGUGGAGAUCUACAUCCCCGGGGAACAAGAGGGGGUCUGCUGGGACGCUCUGGACCUCAAGACCCUGCUUCACACCGCCGGGGUGACCGGCGACUGUGUGUGUGACCUCCUGAUCGAAAUACACAAAGGCAUCAAGUGUGCCAUCUGGGACUCCCCCGCCUCGUCGGUGGCCUCCCUCCUCCACGCCGCCGCCCUGCUGUCCUGCCAGCUGCAGAGAGGGGUGGAUCUACCCAGCGCCCUGCAGCACGCCUGUGGAGAGGCCUACUCCCUGUGCCAGCGCUCCACGCUCAGCCAGAAGAAGGCCCAGCAGCUCAUCGAGCAGCAGCUCUCGGUCCUGGACCUGGAGGACUGGGGCAGCGGCCUGCUGUGUGCCGGAGUCUGGCCCGACGGCUUCCCGUCCGCCCUGCUGUCCACAGAGGACUCCUGCUUCUCCGCCGUCCUGCGGGACGGACAGGUCCUGUCCUUCUGCCUCAACACGCUCAGCCUGCAGGGCAAACGGAGCCGGCCGCUGAGCCUCAGCGACCUGCAGAGGGCGCUGCAGAGCAGCGGCGCUCACGAAGGCCUGCUGUUCUCCGGGGGCGUGGUGGACCUGGAGGACGGAGACGCUCUGAAGCUGGUCCCCACGGCGGUCCGGCUGCUGACGGAGAGAGCGUCUCACGGAGACUGGCUCCUGCGCAGCAGCUGGCUCUCACAUCUGGCCCGGAGCUACAAACACACCCCAGACUCGGCUCUGCUGCAGGUGGAGGCUGGGAACAGGGCUCUGAAGGCCGUCUUCUCCAGCAAGCUGGCAGCCAGGGGGAAGUCUCUGACCGAGCUGCUGCAGCCGCACAGCACAGAUGAGUACCGGAUCCUGGUGGACAUGCGCUGGAACAAGCAGUAUCUGGACAUCCUGGCCAGCAAGUGUAACUUCGAGGACGAGGAGCGGUACACGGAGUUCCUGGAGGCGCUGAACGCCGUCGCCAACAGGAUGGUUCUGAUGAUGGACAGAGAGCAGAGAUCGGUGAUCUGCUCGUGUGCCUUCAACAUGUCUGCUCCCAGCUCGGCUCUGAGGAUGGCCACCGCCUUCAGUAAAGGUACGGUGGACGUGGCCCACCUGCCCCACCCGGUGCUGAUGCACCUGCGCACCUUCCUGGACCUGUGGGACUCCUUCAUCCUGCAGGCCGUGCAGGGCGGCCAGCCCCACAUCUCCGACCACAUCAUGUUCGAGAUCCUGCAGCUGCUGCAGUGGCUGGAUCGCUUCUGGGACGUGUGCGGCUCGCUGCCGGCCGACGCCCGCGGCGUGCCGGUGCUGUCGCUGCACUGGCAGUGGGUGCAGAAGCACCUCAUCCUGCGGCUGCCCCAGCUGCUGCUGGGAGACGCCUCCUCCAGCGUCGAUGGCCUCCAGGAGCUGCAGGUGGUGUCUGCAGCCAUCCAGAGCGUGCUGUCCAGUCCGGCGUCCCUGUCCACGGCGCUGAAGGACAUCCAGAAAACCCUGGGGAAAGCUCUGCCCUUCAAGCUGGACUCGGUGGCGGAGUGUGCGGCCCGGCUGCGGCGGCUCAGUAAGGCUCUGGACGUGAGCGACGUGAGGCUGGACGGCAGCAGCGGCUCCUGGAGGCGGGAGCUGCUCCGCCUGCAGGGGGCGGCGCUGGGCCUGCACCUGAAGGAGGGCCUGCUGGAGGCCUGGGGCCUGGUUCUGCUGGCCAACAACCAGCUGGACCCGCAGCAGUCCGGCGUGCUGGACAGGCUGAUGUCCAGUGUGGACCAGCAGCACAACCACAUGAGCUCCAGGGGCCUCCUGGAGGUCUGCCCCCCCUCCGAGGACCAGGACCCGGCCGACGGGGCCCGCGAGGCCCGAGAGGAGCUGCGGCAGCUGAGCCGGAGGGCCCAGCUGUGGCCCCUGAUGGAGCAGCUGGCGGUGCUGAACCAGCUGCGCCUCAGCACUGACCUGCUGCACCUGGCGCUGGCUCCCGGCGACCCGGAGGCGGAGGAGUCCCUGCGGCGGGAGCUGUCCAGACACCUGCGGUUCUGCCUCCAGUCCACGCCGCUCAACGUGAGCCAGCUGCAGCCGCUGUGGUUCCUGCUGAGCAGCGACCGGCCCGCCGAGGAGCUGCCCCUGGUGUGGUGCGAGCUGCUGACGGAGGCCCUGGCUGCGCUGUGGACCUGCAGCACCGCCUCCGACCCCGACCGCUGGCUGAAGUGGGACCCGCUGAGUCCAGAACCCGAGGCGCGGCCCCGGCUGCCCCCCUCGCCUGAGAGCUCGGGUCCCGCCGCGCUCGGCACGGCGGUGUGGUCGCACUGCAUGCUGGGAGUGCUGGGCGGCGGCGAGGGCGGCGCCCGCCCGGAGGCGUCCGGGGCGGCCCUCCUCUCGCUGGCCCGGGUGUCUCUGGGGGAGUGGAAGGACAGGGUGCAGCAGCUGCAGGACGUCUCCGCCGUGCUGUGGGACAACAUGGCCAUGAGCGCCCUGGCGCCCUUCAGGGGGACGGACUUCCGGCUGCAGGGCGCCGUCCUGCGCCGCCAGCUGCAGAGCAUGGCCGACCUGCUGCCCCCCAGCCUGCAGGAGGGCUUCAUGGAGAGCUGCGAGAGCCUGGUGGAGGACGCCGACCCCCUGAUCGCGGCCCAGGAGAUCCAGACGGUGUUCCGGGACUUCCUGCCCCCCGACGCGCUGCCGGACGGCGUCCCGCAGGCCUGCCUGGCCGCCCUGCAGCACUACGUGCAGAGCAAGGUGCAGGGCCGCGGCACGGCCGGCCGCUCGGGCGCCUUCUGGGUCCACAUGGGCCUGCUGCAGAUCAAGACCUGGACCCCGCAGACCGUGUUCGACCCCGCCGUGAAGAGGGCCUACAAGCUGAGCUACGCCCAGCAGGAGCUGGCCGAGCUGCAGGAGGAGUGGCGAGGACGCAGCCUGUCGUCUCAGCUGAUGACCGGAGCGGAGCUGGAGGAGAGCAGCACCACCGACGGCUUCCAGCACCCUCGGAUCAGGUACCUGUGGAUCCGCAUGCAGCAGGUGAAGGAGCAGAUCUCGGAGCUGCGCAGGAAGCAGGCGUGCCGUCCGGCCGAGCCGCAGUACGGCCGGCUGCUGCAGGAGCUGCAGCACUACCAGAGCAGCGUGGGACAGGCGGCGGCCGUGGACGACCUGCUGUCCCGCCUGCUGAAGGCGCCGCAGGCCGCCGCCGCCUCGUCCCGGUCCCGCGCCGCCGUGCAGGCGCUGCUGAGGGAGGAGUCGUCGUGGCAGAGCUCGCAGCGGCGCUUCGGCCAGCGGCUGCUGGAGGAGUACCCGCUGUACCCCGACGUGGUGGGCCCGGUGCGGACCGGCAUCCUGCAGCUGAGGCACGGCAUGAGGCUGGCGGCGUCGCAGGCGCGGGCCUCCGCCGGCGCCGCGGCGCCCGGCCUGUCCUCGCUGCUGUCCUGCCUGCUGGCCUUCCCCUCGCCGUCCGCCGAGCGCCCCUCCUUCCUGUCCCGCGCCGACUUCCUGUGCUCGCGGACCUGCAUGGACGUCCUGCGCCGCCUGCCGAGGCCGCCGCCCCCCCAGCAGGACCCCCCGCCGGUGCCGGGAGCCUCCGCCCUGCUGCUGAACGCCCUGCUCUACCUGCAGUGCCACGCCGUGUCCGAGGGCGAGCUGAGCGGCGACGCGCACCGCCUCUUCACACACAUCUGCCAGGCCCUGGUGAACGAGUGGGACGAGCGGGAGCGGCGGAGGAGGGAGCGGGAGCAGGAGCAGGCCAGUGUGUACCGCAGCCGGCAGCACGGCUCGGGGCUGACGGAGGACGAGCAGGACGAGCGAGACUUCCAGCAGCACUUCCCUCACUUCCAGCAGGAUUUCGCAGACCUGGUGUCCCAGCCGAGUCUGGAAGGUCCGGCUGAAGCGGGCCUGCAGGCGGAGGAGGCCCCGCCCCCGGAGGAGCCCCCCGAGGCGGACUCCCUGUCCAGCAGUGCCACGGUCCUGCUGGUCCAGGCCCACCAGGGUCUGUGUCUGACUCACGCCCGCUCGCCGUGGUCCGGGCCGAGCGGCGCCGGACGGCCCGGGCCGGAGCAGGUCCGGGCCCUGGUCUGGUCCUACCAGCUGGCGGCCCCCCUGGUGUCGGGCUUCUACCAGCUGCUGGAUUCAGACCUGGACCAGCAGCUGACGGGCAGCGAGCUGCUGCUGUCCGGCCUCCUGCAGAGCGCCGUGCAGGGCCCCCCGCCGCCGGGCCCCGGGGGCCUCCGGGCUCUGGCCGCGACCCCCGAGGGGCCGUACGACUUCUACCAGCAGCCCAACAUGAGCGAGGCCCGCCUCUGCCUGCCGGUGCUGGAGCAGCUGGGCCUGGCGGUGCAGCGCAGGCUGGAGGACUGGCCCCAGCACCCGGCCCUCGUUCAGUUAAACGUGGUGAUGGACCGGAUCAAGGCCUUCAGCCUGGCCAGCCCGUUGGCCAAGUUCCUGAACGGUCUGGAGAUCCUGCUCAGCAAGGCCCAGGACUGGGAGAACAACGCCAGCCGCUCGGUGUCCCUGCGGGCGGAGCUGGACGCCGUCACUCAGCUCGUCAUUCAGUGGAGGAAGCUGGAGCUCAGUUGCUGGUCCAGCAGUCUGGACAGCGCGCUGAAGCGCCACACGGAGAGCGCCGCCCAGCUCUGGUUCUCCCUGCACCAGCUGGUGGAGCGCUUCCUGCAGGAGCAGGGGGCGGAGCCAGACUCAGGCGAGGAGGUGGAGCGGCUGUCCCUGUCCUCGGUGGCGUCCACCCUGCAGGCCUUCAUGGAGGGCUCCACGCUGGGACAGUUCCAGACCCGCCUGGACCUGCUGCUCGGCUUCCACUGCCACCUGCUGCUGCGGCCCCGGCAGCCCGGACGAGAGUCUCUGUCCAGUCUGCUGUGGAACCUGCACCGGUACUACGCUCAGUUCUCGGAGGGCGUCCAGACCCGGCUGUCCCAGCUGCGGCAGCCCAUCGAGAAGGAGCUGAAGGACUUUGUGAAGAUCUCCAGGUGGAACGACGUGAGCUUCUGGUCCGUCAAGCAGUCGGUGGAGAAGACUCACCGCACGCUCUUCAAGUUCAUCAAGAAGUUCCAGGAGGUCCUGAGCGGCCCCAGUCUUCCUGCUCUGGUGGAGCAGGGCAGCGGCGCCCGGCUGGACGGCGUGGACGCCGACCCGGACGAGACGCCGGUCCACCGCGUGCACCGGGCGCUGAGGACCUGUCCGCCGGGGACAGACGUGGACCUGCAGAGCCAGAGUCCAGAGGACGGGGCGGACGCCUCGUCUCUUCAGGGACGGCUGCCCGCUCUGUCCAGGAAGAUGAAGAAGAUGUGCGUCCAGCUGCUGAAGAAGAACCCGGUCCCCGAGCUGACCGAAGACCUGGACUGCUUCACCGGCGAGGUGAUCGGGACCCUCGGGGGCCUGCAGAGCCUGGCCGUGGACCCCACCGCGGACCGGGACAAGCAGAGGGCCGAGGUGAAGCACAUCCUGCAGCAGAAGCAGCGCGCGCUGGCCGACCUCUUCAGGAUGCUGUCAGACAUCGGUCUGUCGUACCGUAAAGGAGUGACCUGGAGCCGCUCAGCUGAUCCACAGGAGACCCUCUGCCUGCAGCCGCUGGACAUCAGCACCGUCCUGACUGCUGUGGGGAGGCAGGAGCCCCGCGAAAGCAGGUUGUUCACAGAGCUGCAGGCGGCCUGGGACGGAUGUCAGAAGUACUUCUACCGCUCCUGGGCCAGAAGAACGGCUCUGCAGAGCGCCCUGCAGCACGCCGCCAAGGAGCUGGGUCUGGGGAACACGGAGCGCUGCAGAGGGUUCUCUUCUCACCUCUUCAAGCUGCUGCUCAGACAGAGGCGGAGGCUGACCCAGCUGACGGAGCAGUGGCUGCAGCUCAGGAGGCUGACGGCCAGCGUCCAGGAGGUGGGUGUGUGUGCUGGGAGCCGGGGGGGGGACGGGGGCUGCCUGCUGCCCCCCCAGGCGGACCUGGCCCAGUGGGGGGUCCGCGGCCGGGCGCUGUCCUCGCAGUGCGGCACGCUGCUGCAGCAGCUGUCCUGGCUGCUGCAGUGCUGCCCCGAGGACCCCCCCCAGAGGGAGGGGGACACCCUGCGCUGCCCGUCGCCGCUGGCGGCGCAGCGCCAGCCCCCCGGCUGCCUGAUGCGGCGGGGAGACGCCGCCUGGACCGGGCUGCAGCAGCGCGUGGCGGCCAUGCUGGGGCGGAGCCGGAGCCUGCGGGCGGAGCUGGACUGGGCCGGCCGGGACGACGACGCGCUGCACACAUGGAAGCAGUUUUCCUCGUGCUGCUCGGCGUGGGACGGGCUGGCCGCCCUGGCGGCCGACAUGCUCUCCGUGGAGCAGCUCUUCACGCCGGCCGCCGUCCCGGGCGGCGCCGCCGGCCGGCCCACCGCCGCCCAGAGCCUGCAGUACGUCCGCACGCAGCUGGAGGACGCCGUGACGCAGUUCACCACCUGGAAGACGCAGCUGCUGUCCCUGGGCCAGCCGCUCCCAGACCUGCAGCCGUCCUUCUGCGCCCAGUUCUCCGCCGAGGUGGAGGAAACCAUCAGCAGGGUGCUGGUUGCCGUCCAGACGCUGGUGAAGAGGAGGGAGGAAGAGCCGCCGCCCGGCAGCGCCGGAUCUGAGGACCAGCAGGAGGACUCUGUGGAGGACCUGCUGAAGCCGGGCCACCUGACGGGGCUGCUGCAGGAGGAGCUGGAGGCCCAGGUGGAGGCGCUGUGCGCCGGGGCCGUGGGCGGGGGCCUGCAGAGGCUGCUGGGCCGCCUGAGGUCCCACCGGGACGCCUGUCAGCCAGCACAGCUCCAGGAGGUGGACCGGGCCUGCGGGAUGCUGCUGCGUCUGCAGCCUCUGCUGCUGGUCUACUCAGACCUGGUGCGGUUCUACCUGGUGGUCAGUCUGGGGGUCCACCGGACCACCGGCAAGCUCCUGUCCGUGCUGGCAGCCAUCUUCACCCAGCUGGCCCAGAAGGGCUUCUGUCUUCCUGAGGACCUGGCGGGAGGCGGAGACGGAGAGGGCGCCACCCAGUUCCACGACUACGAAGGAGGAGGCCUGGGCGAGGGCGAGGGCACGAAGGACGUCAGCGACAAGAUCGAGAACGAGGACCAGGUGGAGGACAGCUUCCAGGAGGGCCAGGACAAGGAGGAGGAGCAGGACAGAGGCAACAUCAAGGCCGAGGACAACGCCAUCGAGAUGUCCGAGGACUUUGAGGGACAGACGCAGGACGGGGACGAGCAGGAGCCGGGUGAAGACGAAGAGUCGGACAGAGAGGACGAAGACGAGGAGCUGGACAAGAAGAUGGGGAAGCUGGGCGACGGCCAGACCGACACCCUGGACGAGAGGAUGUGGGGGGACGAGGAGGACGAGGACGAGGACCAGGAGGACCAGGAGGAGGAGGAGGAGUCUGGACAGGGCAUGGACCAGGGCGAGUCCCAACUGGUGGCCAAGGACGACAACGUGGACGCCGCAGAACCCAGCGAGGACCGCAAGGACCAGGACAGAGACGAGCCGCUGAGGGACGAGGAGGAGGACAAGAUCCACGAGCAGGGAGACCAGAGGGACUUCGACGAGAACGAGGUGGAUCCGCAUCACGGCCAGCAGGACCAGAGACCCGAGCCCGAAGCCAUGGACCUGCCCCAGGACCUGCAGCUGGACCGGGACGAGGACCAGGCCGGGGGCGAGGGGGAGGACGGAGACGAGGGGCCAGAGGAGGACAACCCGCUGGACAUCGAGGACAUGGAGGACAAAGCCAUGGAGCUGGACGGACAGGAGGAGCAGGACGGGGGACCGGGAGAGGAACAGGGAGCAGAGGAGGGCUCUAAACCUGAGGAGCAGGAGGAGGAGGAGGAGGGAGGGGGGGAGGAGCCUGAGGAGUCAGCUGAGGGGAAGGAGGAGGAGCAGGAGGCUCAGGAGGAGCGAGGGGAGGACGGACGGGACGAGGACAGGAGCGUCCCGGACGACAGAGGACAGAAACCAAAGGAGGAGGAGGAGCAGCAGGAGGAGGGGGCGGAGCCAGAGGCAGCCGACAGGAAGGAGCACCACAGCGAGGCUCAGACGGGGGACGACAACGUCCAGAGCGACACGGCGGUGGAGCUGGCAGGAGAGGCUUCAGAGAGGGAGCAGGCCAAGGAGGAGCACGGCAGUGGAGCGGCGGACGCCAGCCAGUCGGAGGGUCACCGCUCCCAGCUGACCGCCAGGAUGGCGUCACAGUCCCAGACCCAGGACCGGACCCAGAGCUUCAAGAGGAAGCCCGGCCGGGCGGACAGCGAGCGCUCCACCGGCGACUACAGCGAGCGCAUCAACAAGCGGCUGCGCACGGCGGAGCGCAGCGGCGAGCGGCGGCCGGACGAGCGGCAGGCCGACGGCCGGCAGGACUCGGAGCUGUACGAGCACAUCAGGCAGGGGGAGGAGUCGUACGACGCCCAGACAUACGACGUCGCCACCGCCGAGCAGCAGGAGGCGGCCGGGCCGCAGCGGGACGAGCAGGCCGAGGAAGACGUCGCCAUGGAAACGGAGGAGCAGCAGGAGGAGCUCCGGGCGGCCGACGCCCAGCAGCUGAAGCCCGAACAGCUGGACCCCUCCAAGUCCUCCCACAGAGGAGCAGACGGAGGAGAGAUGGAGGUGGAGGGCGAGGAGGAGGAGGAGGAGGAGGAGCGGUGGAAGGAGCGGCAGCAGCGCCGAGAGGAGCAGCGGGCGGAGCGCAGCAGCCAGUCCACCGUCCACACCGUCCCCGAGCUGCUGCUGGACGCCGCGCAGAAGCUGCAGCGGGAUCCAGAGGAGGUGAGGAGGGAGAUGGAGCUGCAGCUGGAGUCCUGGCACAAACUGUCCCCGGGGACGGAGGAGGAGGAGCGUGCGGCAGCCUCCAUGUGGCAUCAGUACCACAGUCUGACCUCGGCCCUGUCUCAGCAGCUGUGUGAGCAGCUCCGCCUGGUCCUGGAGCCCACACAGGCCGCCAAGCUCAGGGGGGACUACCGGACGGGGAAGCGUCUGAACAUGAGGAAGGUGAUCCCCUACAUCGCCAGUCAGUUCCGGAAAGACAAGAUCUGGCUGAGGAGGACCAAGCCCAGUAAGAGAGAGUACCAGAUCUGCCUGGCCGUGGACGACUCGUCCAGCAUGGUGGACAACCACUCCAAACAGCUGGCCUUUGAGUCUCUGUCUGUAAUCGUCAACGCUCUGACGCUGCUGGAGGUGGGACAGGUGUCAGUGUGCAGCUUUGGGGAGCAGGUUCAGCUGCUUCAUCCCUUCCAGCAGCAGUUCAGCGACGAAUCAGGAGCUCGGAUCGUCCGACUGUGUCAGUUCCAGCAGAAGAAGACCAGGAUAGCACAGUUUUUGGAGAGUUCUACUAAAAUGUUUCUGUCAGCUCGUCAGCAGAAUCCUGGAUCUGUGAGCUCAGAGACGGCCCAGCUGCUGGUCAUCGUGUCUGAUGGGCGGGGCUUGUUCCUGGAGGGGAAGGAGCGCGUGACGGCGGCGGUGAGCGCCGUGCGCGGAGCCAACGUCUUCGUCAUCUUCGUGGUGCUGGACAACCCCAACUCUCGGGACUCCAUCCUGGACAUCAAGGUGCCGGUCUUCGGCGGGCCGGGGGAGCUGCCGGAGAUCCGGUCCUACAUGGACGAGUUCCCCUUCCCGUUCUACGUCAUCCUGCGGGACGUCAACGCGCUGCCGGAGACGCUGAGCGACGCGCUCAGGCAGUGGUUCGAGCUGGUCACCGCCGCCGACCACUGAGCCGCCGCCGCUCAACACGUGCCUUUGUUUUCAGGGUUUACUGUAGCUGUAGUGGAGUGUGAGAGCCGUGGCUGGUCUUCAUCGGGGAUUCAGGUCUGCUGCCUUCACCCUGCUCGUCUGACAUGAAGUCAACUAAAUGUGGAACCCGCCCCCGGUCGUGUUAGUGUUAGUCCAUCUUCAGCACGGAGCUGCAAAAUGUGCCUUUGAGAGGGAUGUGGACGACGGCGCCACACACACUGAAGCACAGUGGCCACAGGCUCCGCCCCCUGGACAUCACGCCUCCGUCAGGAGAACACCUGUACCUUCUGGAACUUUAAAAACAUUCUGAGCGUAUUUAAGAAGAAUCCCUGUGUUGAAUCAUGACAUGAAUGAGCCUGAUAUUAAACACUUUACACUCUGCUGCUCCCGUCUGAUCACUGAGGACCCGAACGCCGCCUGCUUCACCCGAACGCCGCCUGCUUCACCUGAACGCCGCCUGCUUCACCCGAACGCCGCCCGCUUCACCCGAACGCCGCCUGCUUCACCCGAACGCCGCCCGCUUCACCCGAACGCCGCCCGCUUCACCCGAACGCCGCCUGUUUCACCCGCUUUAUGAAGACGCUUUUGCAGGUCUGCGCCUCUGGAUCAGCCUGCUCAUUUUAGGAGUAGUCCUCUUCGUUUUUACUUAAAUCCUGAUAAACUGUCUACACCUUCCUCUAGUUUUGCUGCAGAAUUAUUACAUCAAGUGUCAGCUAAUUCUGCAGUGCAGCUGGAAA